AUGAAGCUGCUACACCUAGCAUCCACUGCUGCGACCGCAGCAGCCUUGACAGUGUCGAGCGUCUGGGCGAAGCCUCUCGAUGCGGAAUCCCUCGACUACCCGGUCGGUGUGCAGCGAUCCAUCCAGGCCAGGAACGCAGAGCGUCUCUUGGCGCGAGGCAGCACCGCACCUACCUCGCCGCUCUCGGACUACCAGCAAUAUACCUUUCCUGCUCAGCUGGCACAGGCUGCUUACUGUGGCCUACCCGUUGGGACCACGGUGGGCGACGCUACGCUGCUCUGGACGGCCGGCGAUGGGCGUCAGACGCCGAUGGUGUACGUCGCCUACUCGUCCAGCCUCGGUGUCGUGGUCUCGCAUCAGGGCACCAACUCGUCGUCGUUUUCUUCGAUCAUCAACGACGCUGACUUUGCGCAGGAUCCGAUCAACUCGAGGCUGUCCUAUCUCGGCGACGUCGAGGUGCACGGCGGCUUCCAGGACACGUGGCUGCGUACCGCCGACUCGGUGUUGGCGCAAGUCCAGUCGGCGCUCGCUUCGCAUCCUGGUUCGCCCAUCCUGACGGUUGGCCACUCGCUCGGCGCUUCCAUCUCGCUGUUCGAUGCGCUGUACCUCAAGCACCAGCUGCCUUCCAACUCGGUGCGAUCGAUCGUGUUUGGACAGCCGCGAACAGGUGACCAAGCUUUCGCUAAUGCCGUGGAUGCCAACCUGCCAGGGUUCGUGCACAUCAACAACGGACACGAUCCCGUUCCACGUCUUCCUCCGGCGCUCGACUACAAGCAUUCUCAGGGUGAGAUCUGGAUCAACCCUCACAACACCAAUACGGCCGUCACGUGUCCUGGUCAGGAGAACCAGAACUGCAUCGACUCUGUGAGCCCCUUCGACUACGACAUUGACGACCACACGGGCACCUAUUUUGACGUCCACAUUGCUGGCAAGGGCGAGAACUGUCCUCCCACGAUCAACUCGUGA
This is a messenger RNA of Pseudozyma hubeiensis SY62, 966 nucleotides long. RefSeq lists its product as hypothetical. The transcript has a single exon. The record is from RefSeq and is a predicted model, not a curated record. Lineage: Eukaryota; Fungi; Basidiomycota; Ustilaginomycetes; Ustilaginales; Ustilaginaceae. Bases 1 to 966 code for a protein of 321 amino acids. Gene Ontology annotation, biological process: lipid metabolic process.